Messenger RNA from Staurois parvus, 414 nucleotides. NCBI's taxonomy places the organism in Eukaryota, Metazoa, Chordata, Amphibia, Anura, Ranidae. The record is from the annotation of a GenBank genome assembly.
AUCACCGGUGCGCUGUGUCCCUCGGACACAGCGGAUCAUGGAAAGAGCCGAAGAUGUCGGCUCGGUCAUGUGAUCAGCUGUGUCCAAUCACAGCUGAUCACAUGGGACAUGUACACUGAUCAUCAGGGCACUGAUGAUCAGUGUGCCCUGAUGAUCAGUGUGGCCCCAGAAGUGCCAUCUGUCAGUGCUCAUCAGUGCCACAUGCCAGUGCCCAUCAGUGCCACAUCAAUGCCACAUAUCAGUGCAUACCAGUGCACAUCAAUGCCACAUAUCAGUGCCUAUCUGAGCUGCCUUUCAAUGUCACCCAUCAGUGCCAGUCAGCGCCACCUAUCAAUGCCAAUCAUAUUAAUGCCAAUCAGUGUCACCUAUCAGUGCCACCUAUCAGUGCCAGUCAGUGCCGCCUAUCAGUGCCAC